Caenorhabditis bovis is the source of this 2463-nucleotide messenger RNA. The record is from the annotation of a GenBank genome assembly. NCBI's taxonomy places the organism in Eukaryota, Metazoa, Nematoda, Chromadorea, Rhabditida, Rhabditidae.
AUGCGCCUCGGCAUUUUCAUAUUCCUAAUAUGCGCAUGCUCGGCUAAAUCCAGUUAUAAAUAUUCCGGAUCGCUGUUCAAUGACAUCGAAUUGGAUUAUGACGAGACUGACGAAAAGGAAUUAAGCUCGGUGUUUUCGCGUAAUAUGGCCGACUCGAAAUCGCAACUCAUUCUUGACCUGGAUUUUUUCUAUCAUUUUUUCAACUACGGUGAAGCUUACAGGCAGGGCGCCGAGGAGGGAAACCUGGAAAUCAUGAAGUACGCGGUGGAGCUCGUCGAAAAAAUGAAAGAGUUCGAUGUCUCGGCGCCGUGCAUCGGCGAUAUGCUGCAUCUCGCGUGGACCGGUGUCGAGUACGCCACCCAUGUGGAAGUGCACAAGAAUUGCACCGACUGUCAGUGUACGCCAUUGUUCCAGCAGAAGAAAAAUGAGCGUCAUUGGAUUUUCAAUGUGUUCGACGCAAUGGGAAAAGUGCCAGCCGGCAUUUCGAGCGGCAACAAUCUUUGGGUAGGCUCGUGGAAUACAUGUCGCAAAAUUCAAGUCGUCAAAAAUCGCCAGGGCCAAUUCUGGAAGGGCCAAUAUUGCCUAGCGAAUAUCAACGCGUAUGAGAGGGACAACCCAUUAAAGGCAUUCGGCAACACGGGGCCCGUUGAUAAGCAUUGCUAUGAGAAGCCAUCAGACACCAAUAUCACCGACGACGGUCAAUGCUUCGAUCUGCUCCCUUUGCUGAAAUUCGGAAUGUGUGUGCCGAAUACGUGCACCGAUCAUGAUGUGACGAGAAUGCUCAAAUUUGCGAUUCGCGCGGCCGAAGCAAUGACUGGAAUGGACAAGGUGUGCAAUGUUAGUGUGGAAUGUCGCGCCGAGAAUUACUCAGACGCGAUGAGCCAGAAUAGUCUUGCAAUGCUGGCGCUGUAUCUUGCCAUAGCUACAGUAAUCUUUGCCGUGUUCGGAACCCUCUACGAUCUUUUCAUUGUUCAAAAAUCCACAAUGGAAUAUGGUUAUGAUCCAGCGCAUCCAGCAUUCAAGCACCACUUCAUCAAAUUCAUUCUUUCGUAUUCGCUGUACACGAACGGACUGGAAAUUUUGCAAUCGAAGAAGCGCGACGGCGAAAUCAACGCGCUUCACGGUGUGCGAUUUCUGAGCAUGUGCUGGAUAAUCCUCGGACACACGUAUUAUUAUAUCGGGACGAGUCUAACCACCGACAAUCUCCUACCGACGCUCAUCAAUUUUCCGAAGAUGUUCUACACGCAGAUUAUUGUGCAAGCGCCGUUGGCCGUCGACUCGUUCUUCUUUUUAAGUGGAAUGCUCACCGCGUUUUUCUUCUUCAAACGCUACUUGAAGCCAAAAUCUCGUGCCAACCCGCCGACACCUGAAUAUAAUCCGACGGACUAUCGUACCUGGCUCGCUGCUUAUUACAAAAGAUAUAUUAGAAUUACACCAACGUACGCCGUUGUGAUGCUCUUCGACGUCACCCUAUUCUCAUAUAUUUCGAAUGGUCCGUUCUGGAGGCCGAUUGAGAAGCAGGGAUGCCGGCAUGCCUGGUGGACCAACUUCAUUUACCUCAACAAUUUUCUUUUGCAAGACGUGGAAUGCUGUAUGGGCUGGACGUGGUAUCUGGCGAACGACAUGCAAUUCCAUGUGUUCCUCAUGCCCAUAUUGAUCAUCACAUUCCUCAAAUUCGGCACAAGACCCGGAUUGAUGGUCUCAAGCGCUCUCAUAGUGAUCUCCACAAUUAUCAAGUUGGUGAUCAUUGAGAUCAAGGAAUUUCCGCCGGCGCCAUUAUUAACAGCAAAAUUGCAAAUUGUCAAACAGCUUGAUGAAUAUUGGAAUCAUGUAUACGUUCGGCCAUACAUUCGAUGCACCCCGUUUAUUAUUGGCGUCAUUGUCGCAUAUUUUUUGAAUGUUUUAACGAAAAAAGAUCAAAAAGAUUUGAAAAUUAAAAUGGAGAGGAAGCAUGUGAUGAUCGGCUGGACGAUGUCCACAAUUCUCGGCCUCUAUUCGGUUUUUGGGCUUUAUUGGUUCGCUAAAACUGGAGACAUUUCGGAAUGGUGGAAGAUUUUGUAUAUAAUUUUCGGACGGAAUUCGUAUGCGUUGGCACUUGGAUGGGUCGUUUUUGCAUGCACAUCGGGAAAUGGAGGUCCAGUUGACACCAUUCUAAGUUGGCGAUUCUUUGUGCCAUUGUCGAAAAUCACAUUUUGCGCAUAUUUAUUGCAUCCAAUAAUGUUGCAAAUUUACAAUUUGAGCCGACCGCAGCCAUUCCAUUUCACCACAUUUGUCCAAAUGCUUCGUCAUACCGUUGAAGCGAUCACCGCCUCUUAUUUGAUGGCAUUCGUGUUCACGCUGGCGUUUGAGAAGCCGUUCACGAAAAUCGAGGAAAUGCUGGUGCCGACACCGAAAAUGGGCGGAGAAACACCGCGAAAAUCCGGCGAUCGUGAACUUGAGCCGCUAAAUAACAGUUCGAAAUAA